AGAGGAGAAGAGAUCGCAGACAAAGAGAUACCAUGAAGUUGCCUUCCACCUACUUUGAUUAACCCUCUUUCUUUCCCCUUUAUUCUUCUUCGAUCUUCGUCCAUGUCCCACCCAGCUUUCUUCAUCUAUUCCCCUCUUCUUUCAUCAUUUCCCAUUACCCCAAUCAUGGCUUUCUCUCUCAAUCACUUCGUCUCCUGAAGCUUCAUGCCUAACUAAACUACCUAGCUUGAUCGAGUACGUACGUAGCUCUAUCUAAUGGCGACCAUAUCAUCAUUCUUCAACAGAUUCCUCUCUUUCUUCCUCCUCCUCUUCCACCUCAGCUGCUUCACUAUCACCCCCACCGCCGCCGCAGCCACCGCCAUCAAUCCCCACCGCCGUAAACGCAGACUCUCUUCACUUCUCUCCAAACCCUCUCUAAAACCCCAAAAGGCCAUUUCUUCUUCUUGGUCCUUUCUCAAGAAACUCUUCAAGUCCUCCAACACCCAAACUCACCACCUCUCCACCUCGCCUCGCUCCUCCAGCCACUCCCUCGUCUCCCUCGUCGUCCCAACCCAAAUCAAACCCGACGUCCCUAAACACUCCGACGACUCCGAUGUCUUCUCCGGCGACCACCACUUCUUCCCUCUCCGAAACGACAUCUUCCCCUGCACAACUUGCGGCGAGAUUUUCCAUAAGCCUCAAGCUCUCGACCACCACCAAGCAGUCAAGCACGCCGUGUCGGAGCUCCACAACGGCGACACCGGUAAGAACAUAGUCCAAAUCAUAUUCCAAACAGGCUGGAACGCUAACGACACGCGGAAAACGCCACUGAUCCACCGCAUUCUGAAGAUCCACAACAGUGCCAAGACACUUGCCAGGUUCGAAGAGUACAGAGAGUUCGUCAAGUCCAAGGCCGCGAGAAACAGCGCCGUCAGAAGAGACGAGAGGUGCGUGGCGGACGGGAAUGAGCUGCUGAGAUUUCACUGCUCGACUUUCCUCUGCGACUUGGGAAUCGGCGGGAGCUCCGGGAUUUGCAGCCAGCAGUACUGCAGCGUUUGCGGGAUCAUCAAGUCAGGGUUCUCACCUAAGUUGGACGGAAUCUCCACGCUGUCUAGCAGCUCCAGGGCGCACGUGGCGAUCCCGGAGGAGAUCGAGGAGGAGUUCAAGUUCUUGAACGUGAAGAGGGCCAUGCUGGUCUGCCGUGUCGUGGCGGGUCGGGUCGGGUGCGACUCAGACGAUGACGUGGACAAGGACGGUGGCGGGUUUGACUCGGUCGUGGGGAGGAGUGGGAGUGGGACCCAGAUGAGGGUGGAUGAGGAGGAGCUCCUGGUGUUUAACCCGAGGGCUGUGCUCCCCUGCUUUGUGAUUGUGUAUACCGUUUGAGAUUAUUAUUACAGUGUGUUCGGUUCGUCUGGACCGGAAUCCGGUCACGGGGUAGCUCCGGUAGCCUCCACUGGGGACAUGGAUUUCGAUCUAUGGGAAUCUGGUGCAUGUUUGGUUGCCUAGCUAUGCCAUGUUACGGUAGCUUAAAGUUGCAAGGUUACGUCGAUA
Molecule: messenger RNA, 1530 nt
Organism: Fragaria vesca subsp. vesca
Lineage: Eukaryota; Viridiplantae; Streptophyta; Magnoliopsida; Rosales; Rosaceae
Exons: 2
Coding region: 256-1362 (368 amino acids)
Source: RefSeq, a predicted model, not a curated record